Messenger RNA from Stylophora pistillata, 2219 nucleotides. Its product is annotated as transmembrane prolyl 4-hydroxylase. Lineage: Eukaryota; Metazoa; Cnidaria; Anthozoa; Scleractinia; Pocilloporidae. Gene Ontology annotation, biological process: peptidyl-proline hydroxylation to 4-hydroxy-L-proline. The record is from RefSeq and is a predicted model, not a curated record. Gene Ontology annotation, cellular component: endoplasmic reticulum. Gene Ontology annotation, molecular function: procollagen-proline 4-dioxygenase activity; iron ion binding; L-ascorbic acid binding.
UGUUAUCAAAAUAGUUUUAAUAAGAUUUUUAGAGUAGUUUCUCCUUCAUAAUUAUUUGAUAAGACAUAAGUGCUGGGGUUAGAUCUACUGAUGAGCGUUAAAUUAAAAAUUGGAAUAAAACUUUCGAGUUGCUCAUGUACGAGCUAAGGUUACGAAAGCCUCGUAAGAAAGGUCCAAUAGCUAACAGCAGGUGAACUCUUAGCCAUGUUGAAUGAAUAAUUCAUAAUUCAAAGAGGAUUUCAAGUCGAUCGACAAUGUGACUCUUUCGUAUAAAUUAUUUGGAAAAUCAGUGAAAACAUGAGAGAGGAAGUCAUUCUUAUAGUCGUAUCUUCUCUCGCUUGGGUCCAUUGUCAUUUGUACACCGAUACAAUUGGUGAUGCAGGCUCAGCCCAACACUGCAAGGAUGACACGUGCGUAACAGAUGAAAGACCGUGUUUUAUUCCUCGGGAAAACGGCAUCUUAACACGCCUAGACGGAGUAAGAGUUGGGCACAAGCAGGAGGUCGAUCUUGGAAAAGAAGGGAAAAAAGUACUAAUAACUCUGGCUUUGAAACCACUUUUGUUUGAGAUCCCGAAUUUCUUAUCUGAAGAAGAAUGCGACCAUAUUAUAUCGCUAGCUGAUGAAAAGGAGUUGGUCAAAAGUGUCGCCAAAGGAGGACUAACAGAGAGUGACACAUGGAAACAUGACCCAAAUCUGUUUGGAAAAGCGGAGGGCUCGAGAGGACUGUAUGAGAAUUGGGAUUUUGAUCAAGAUGGAAAAAUAACAAUUGAUGAGAUAAAGAGAUUUGCGAAGAUAGAGAGGUACCUUUAUCUCACGAAUGAAGAAGUGAAACGAAUAUUUGACGACUUGAAGCUGCGUGAGUUCGAUGAUGGUGUCAUUACUCGUGAAGAGUUUCAAGACAUGAACACGCUCCUUGUAGAUAGCUACUUGUACGAAAUGGGCCGCAGUCAUCCGCGUCACCGAGAAAGAUUCAGUGAACAAACAUGGCUGACACAGGAACACGAAGACGGAAUUCUUCAAGACAUUCGCAUGAGAGUACAGGCAAUUACAAAGCUGCCCGAUGAGAUUAUCUAUGGAAGUGAGUACUUACAGGUUGUCCGAUAUGGGGUUGAUGGGCAUUAUCACGCCCACUUGGAUAGCGAAACACACGAACAUCCAGAGAUACCUUGCUGUCAUCAGGUUCCAGGAGCCGGAAUAGAUCGUGAAAGUCGAUGCAAAUUAUGCAGAUAUGUUACGAUCCUCUAUUUCUUAAAUGAACCUCCCGAAGGAGGUGAAACAGCGUUCCCAAUGGCAGACAACGCAACUUUUGAUAAAGAGAAUUUUGCAUCAAUACGCUCCAAGCAAGAUAUCUACAAUCUCAGCGAGUUUUGCCACAAGGCAAAUCUGGCGGUGACUCCUAAAAAAGGAACUGCUAUCAUGUGGUAUAACCACGAAAUGGACCCAGACAGUGGCUGGCUGGGGCGAAUGGACGAAUAUUCAAUUCACGGGGGAUGCGCAGUCAAAAGGGGAAUAAAAUGGAUAGCAAACAACUGGAUCAAUGCGCCAUAUAAGAAGCUUGCUCAUGUCACAAGUCAAUACAUACUGGGUCCAGAUAUUUACUACAGCGAAGAUUGAAAAAAUAUGAUAUCGAUUAGUGUUGUUCGGAUCAAUUAGGGACACACGCCAGUUGUCAAUGUUACUGAUUGAUAAAGCAAAUGCAGAGUGUAAUAUGCGCAUGCACCAUGUAACUAUUCCGUCAUACAGGGAGGAAGAACGCUAAAUUACUUCAAAAUCGUAAUGAGUUUCCGCUAAAUAAUCUGGUGGUAUUCAUUGCAAUAGUGACGAUGAAACAACACGCAUGAACGUCCGACCAGAGUUGCAUUGAAAUAGAUAGAUGUACGGACUUCUACGCAAUCCACGUGGUAUAUUCUGAUUAUCGCUACUUCAUGAUCAAAUUUUCUCGUGAAAAGUGAAGUGAGUUAUUAUAUUGAUGCAAUAAAAUGGACGCAUUAUGCUGAACUUUAAUGCUUUGUUGUAGUGUUAACUCUUAUUUGUUUCGUGCGUAAUGUAGCAUAAAUGAACACUAUCUUUAUUUUGUUUUCAUAGGAUGAUAAAACUCAAUAAAAAAAAUUGGCUUUAUAGGCACCUGAUUCUCAGUACUUCCAUCAAAUAGAAAUGAAGAAAGGGAAAUGUUUCUUUAGUUAGGCCAGAUAGAGUUAUAAAAUGAAAUUUAAAAGACA